AAUGCAUUGAAUUUAUUGCGCACUCUUGCCGAACAGUCGUAUCGGGUGCGGCCAUUCUACUUUGAUAAUUAUUUAAUAUUUCAAUACUUCACACAACGCAGCGAAAUCAACGAAUUGAAUGUAAAAGAUAUAAAUAAUUCACAUCGGAUCUCCUUCUUGAAAACUGAGUUGCUCAAACAUUUGCUCGAUAGGCGUCGGCAGAUACUGUACUGGUUGUUCUACAUUUUGUUAGCGUUCUCUAUUCUCUUUAUAUAUCGUCAUGAAGCAACGUCAACAUUGAAAGAGACACGGAUGGAUUCAUUCGUCUACCCCGGGAUGCGUAUGUGGCGACGCUUGACAUUGCCGCUAAUACAGCGUUUUCCACGCCUAACUGAAUUUUACGACGAAUCCUGCCUAAUGUCUAACCCAUUCUUCCAAGUAGACGAUGUCAGUUGUAGACAGUGCGCGGAUGUGCAAGGUGUUAUUGAUCUAACUGAGGCAAAAUAUAAUAAACCAAAAUCUACGCAUGAUAAUAUUGAUCAGAGUAGUAAUAAUGUUAAAGAAGAAAUCACACCCUUAGAGUUAGUGCCUUUUCUAUUCAAAAUCAAUCAAACACCAAUUGAAGUGCAGGACUUAUACAAUAUUUACGCAAGCAACUAUGAAAUAUUCCAACGUGAUGCUUAUCGCGUUCAGUCCACCAAUCGCGAAGUAACGAAUCUUGAAGAACUAUUUAGUCAAUUUAAUAGCUCACUACAUACAGAAUCAGAAAUACGUCCAAGUAGUCAAGAGCCAUUGCAGGCACAUCACUUAUGGCGCUGCAAUCGUAUGAUGCCUGCACGUUUGUUGCGCCCAUUAUUUGCAUCGACUCGUCUUCCAAAUACUGGCAUCGCACUAGAGCGGUACAUGUCAAUUGACACGGCCAAAGCGUCGGCAUAUACUUUACCUGAAACGGAAUGUGCCAAUGUUUAUGUGCAACAGGCGCAAGGGUCCCGUUUCAUCAUCUUACGUCCAACAAGUGAAUGCAGACACAAGUGCCGCACGCUAUCAAUGCGACUGCCGCAGUCAUUUGUGUUAAGCUACAACUGGUGGUAUUGGAAACCCAUAUCUGCCCCUGAUCCAGCAUCUAAUACACCGUCAAUAAGUUUAAUUGGAUCUUACUGCUAAGGAUCGCUCACCAAAAGCCAAUGUUAUGAUCUCAUAUUCUGAGCAUAAAUAACAUUUGUGCAUCUAAGUUGAUGGCAAAAUACGAAAGACUUUUGCCAAUGCGACUACGUAAAUGAUUUAAAUGAUCUACUAACAUAGAAUAUCCUACCCUCUUUUAUUCCUUUUAUACCACUAUAAUCAAAAAUGGUGUCUUAAGUGUGGUAUAAUAUAAAAUAAUUCAGACUGUUGUACUUUUGCCAUUUGCCAUUUGAUAUUUUAGACGUUUAAUUUUGUUUUGGACGUUGUCGUUUAUUAACUACUGACUUAUUUUAUAUUAAACUGCCUUUAAUUAAACAAACUGUGUAAUAAUAUAUUUUGACUUAAUAGCACGAAACAAAUAUUUUUGAAUUUAUUGCAAUGUUAAAUAAUUUAUUUUAUCCAAGUUAAUGUAACGUAAACAUUUAUGUACUAAACACUGCUGUAUUUUAUAUAUCGUAAUCAGUAUCAGUAUCAGUAACUUUGUUAUCAACAAAACCGUUUCAAGCAAAAAAGUGCUGUUCGUAUUAAUCGAAUAAUGGGUCUGUGCCACGAGCUACUCGUAGUAACUUUGAGUAACACUGUGUAUACACAAGUGCGUUCCACCAGCUAAUUUUCGAGUAAA
This is a messenger RNA of Teleopsis dalmanni, 1783 nucleotides long. RefSeq lists its product as uncharacterized. The record is from RefSeq and is a predicted model, not a curated record. The transcript is spliced from 3 exons. The annotation marks the transcript as partial. NCBI's taxonomy places the organism in Eukaryota, Metazoa, Arthropoda, Insecta, Diptera, Diopsidae.